Penicillium roqueforti is the source of this 291-nucleotide messenger RNA. RefSeq lists its product as uncharacterized. Lineage: Eukaryota; Fungi; Ascomycota; Eurotiomycetes; Eurotiales; Aspergillaceae. The record is from RefSeq and is a predicted model, not a curated record. The transcript has 2 exons. Bases 1 to 291 code for a protein of 96 amino acids.
AUGGCUAACCCAAUCUCUCCACGACGCUGCCACCGCCAGCAGAUCCAGGCGACUUCCGGCAUCUCCCACGAGCUGGCCCAGCAGCAGAUGGGGGAGGCUGUGAGAAGAGCCUUGGUGAACGCCGAGCAGCAACAUGAGGAGCGUGUCAAGUUGCUGAAGCAGACCCAUCUUGGGGAGCUGACGGCAGUCAAGGUCGACUACGAGGGAAAAUUGACUAAGGUGACCGCGGGAUCGAAGGCGGAGACCGCACUUUCCCAGCAGCGUGAGGUGGGCGAGGGAGCGGCACAGUAG